AUGGGAGAGGAUGGAAGCCAAGGUUUGCCAAAGCCUGCAAGGCUCGAGACGAUUGUCGGAGGACCCUCCAAGGAGUGGGAGGCAUGGUGCAGACACUACCGAAAGGCAUACGGUGUCAUGCUCGGGAACUUCGGCUACACGCCCGCCAAGAGCCUCAAGAAUAUCCCGUACAGCGAAGAAGGAACAACGGAUAUUGUUAGUGCGCCGAUUUGGAGCCCGGCCGAUGCACUUGUGGCCGUAUCGAUCCAUGGGGUCAGAACGGUCACGACCAUGGCCUCCACGAUUGCAUUUGGGGGUGCACCGCCAACGAUCAAGCCGGCGGUACCCAGCAAACCGCAGAGAUUCAUUGUUAUGCACGAUGGCCUGCUGUCCUUCAAGUCUGCCAAAUCUUGGCAUGAUGGUGAGAUGAACGCCCAUCUGAAGAACGCGCUGACGAAUUUUGGGUUUCCUGAUUCCGAGGUGCGCGUGCAGGCGUUCGACGAGGACAACAAACUCAAGGAUAUGGUCGACACUCUCGCGAUGAUGCAGAGCGAGACCUCCAUCCCGCCAUCGAAUGUGCACGUCCUCAUCCUUUGGAGAGGAGAGGAUCUGUGGAAGAUAGACCAGGACUAG
Symbiodinium sp. CCMP2592 is the source of this 612-nucleotide messenger RNA. NCBI's taxonomy places the organism in Eukaryota, Dinophyceae, Suessiales, Symbiodiniaceae. The record is from the annotation of a GenBank genome assembly.